AUUUUCGGAGAUAGUGGAAUGCGAGGAGAUCCCGGUGAUGAUGGUCUUCCUGGCAUUCCAUCCUCUGGUGCCAAGGGUGAAAAAGGCCAUCCUGGCUCUCCUGGUGACGCUGGUUUGAAGGGGCACAUCGGUCAGCCAGGCCAGCGGGGCUUUCGUGGUGAGCCAGGCCUGCCAGGAUCGUCAACAGAUGGCGUAAAGGGAGACAAAGGAGAUAUAGGCGAAAAGGGAACUCAGGGUCCAAUGGGAAAAAUAGGACCCCAGGGACUGAAGGGUUUACAGGGGGAGGCAGGUGCUGAUGGAUUACCGGGUACAAAAGGUGCUCAGGGUGAUCAAGGCCCUCCCGGACGCGAUGGGUCUCCAGGUAAAAGAGGUCCACCCGGCCCAGUUGGUCCUCAAGGCCCUAUCGGUAUCAAGGGCCGUACUGGCAGUCAGGGAGAACCAGGGGACCCUGUUCCCGCCAUAUGGGGACCUAAGGGUGAAACCGGUGAUAAUGGCGAGCGUGGAGACAUCGGACCGACUGGAAGUAAAGGAAAUCGUGGACCACCAGGUAUAUAA
Protopolystoma xenopodis is the source of this 555-nucleotide messenger RNA. Lineage: Eukaryota; Metazoa; Platyhelminthes; Monogenea; Polystomatidea; Polystomatidae. The record is from the annotation of a GenBank genome assembly.